UAAAUAUGAUUGGAAGUAAGAAAACGAAGAAGGCGAACGUGUUUAAGGAGAUAGCGGAUAACUUCGAGCAGCUGACCAAGAAUCCGGAGCGUUUCCUCAAGCCGCAGCCGGAACAAUUGGAGGCCAUCGAGCAGCUAAUCCAGCAGACCUACGCCGUGAGCAUCAGCGGGGAUGUGGCCAACAAGAAGGCCCUGCUGCCGGAAUUGGUGCUGGACCAAAUGGACGAGGAGCAGAUCUGGCAGCAGCUGGAGAUGCGCAACGAACUGGUGUUCCAACAGCUGCUGGAGCAAACUGCCCAGUUGACGGCCAUGCGGGAGCAGCACCUGGGCAUCGAACUGGACGACGGCGAGGAGGAGGAGCUGGGGGAUGAGGACGAGGAUCAGGAGGCCGAAGAUUCAGCUGAAGAUGAACAAGAACAGGAAUCAGAAUUCAGCGAAGAGGAUGAAGGACAACAAAAGCAAAAGACCACAUCUCCCAAGGAUAAGAAGACCAAGCGAGGGCGCAAAUCCAUCGUGGACGACACCUUCUUCAAGCUGGACGAGAUGAACGAUUUCCUGGAGCAGGAGGACGCCAAGGAGAUGCGCCGGCUGAACAGCAAGCGUCGCGUGGAGCAGGCCGACGACAUAGAUCACUAUGCAGAGGAUUUCGGAUUGGGCGAGGAUGAGGAUGAGAAUGUCAACUAUGCGGACUUCUUCGACAUGGACGAGGAACUGGAGCAGCAUGCUAAAAAGCUAAGCAAAGGCAAGCAGAAGGAUUUCUUUGAUGGAAACGAAAGUGAGAGUGAGCAGGAAGAAGGUGAAGAGCCCGAGGAAGCCGAGUCAGAUCAGAACGAAGAAGAGGCUGGAGAGGAUCUAGAAGAGGCGGCCAGCGAAAUAGAUGAAUCCGAAUUUGUGGCCAAGAGUGGCAUUGAACCAGCCAGCGAUUCAGAAUCGGAUAAAGAGGAAGAUGAAGAUGAGGAGGAGCAGGAGCAGGAGGAACCUGCAGAGCUACCCUCCCAAUCCUCCAAUGAGAUGAGAGAGGCUCGCCUGUUCCAACGCAUCCGCGACUACGAAGACGUUGUCCUGGGCGAGAAGCCCUGGCAGCUGAAGGGCGAGGUUAAGGCGGCCAACAGGCCGCAGAACUCGCUGCUCGAGGAGAUUCUCGACUUUGACUCGACCACCAGACCCGCGGCGCCCAUUACAGAGGAGGAUAAUCGCUCCAUCGAGGACAUCAUCAAGCAGCGCAUUCGCGACAAGGCCUGGGACGACGUGGAACGCACAGUGCGACCUGUAAACACGCCACAGGAAUACCGCAAGCAGCUUGUUCUGGACCAGGAAAAGUCCAAGCAGUCCCUGUCGCAGAUCUACGAGGCGCAGUACCAGCGCGAGAUGGAUAAACUCAACCCCAAUGGCGAUGCCGAUGACAAAACUGGCCCCGAACCCAAGGAGCACCAGGAAAUCAAGAAGGCAAUGCGCUCGCUCUUCCUCAAACUGGACGCUCUGUCCAACUUCCACUUUACUCCCAAACCGGUGGCGCCAGAGGUCAAGAUUGUGACCAACACGCCGGCCGUUCACAUGGAAGAGGUGGCUCCGUUGGCCGUGAGCGAUGCCAAGUUGCUGGCACCCGAGGAAGUGUUCCGUGGACCCAAGCACGCUCCUCUGGGCAAGACAGAACGCGACCGGACGGACAAGAACCGCGAGCGCCGCAAGAAGAAGCAGAAGCAGCGGGCCAUCAACUCGGCUCUGGAGCAGCGCGAUCUUCAGCGCGCCAAGGAGGGCAAGGCGCCCACGAAGAAGGAGGCGGAUGCCAAGCUGCUAAAGUCCAUCACCAAGAAUCGCAAUGUUGAGAAGAUCAACGCGAACAGCGACGACAAGGGUGCUCUGAAGUCCUCGAAGGCGUUCUUCAACAAAUUGCAGGACACCACGGCGGCCACAGCAUCCAACAAGCGUCCGAAAAAGGAUCCCGCCAAGGCGAAUGCCAAGAAGCUAAAGCUUUAAAUGUACAUUUUAAGACUCCUCCAACUGGUAAUUGCCUUCAGCCAACCAAGUUUCUCGUCUCCAGUCACGUGCCAGAAAAUGGGCAUAAGCACACAUAGGAUUCCUGGUUGCAAGAAUAACUUUUGCGGGUCCUGCGAGUCUAGGGAGUCCUCAAUUUGGGGCUCCAUGGGAGCUGCCAUGCGCCGGCACUUUUAAUGUUCCAUGUGCCAGUGUCCUGCGUGUGCGUAUGUGGUGUGUGGGCGAUUUGCGAUUUGCGUGUGGCUGUGUGUGAGUCAAGGACAUUCGGUGGCCUGGUGUGGCGAUUAGGCACGCGUGUCGUGUGCGGAAUAUGACUAUUUUUAGAAUUAUUUACUUAAAAUAAACUGUUUGCUAUGUAAAUAGAUCCCUAAUUAAAGGAAGCUGCAAAGUUCGCAACUUAAAAUACUUUCUUAUAUUUCUUUAAA
Messenger RNA from Drosophila takahashii, 2419 nucleotides. RefSeq names its product U3 small nucleolar ribonucleoprotein protein MPP10. Gene Ontology annotation, biological process: rRNA processing. Gene Ontology annotation, cellular component: Mpp10 complex; small-subunit processome; nucleus. Lineage: Eukaryota; Metazoa; Arthropoda; Insecta; Diptera; Drosophilidae. The record is from RefSeq and is a predicted model, not a curated record.